Messenger RNA from Naumovozyma dairenensis CBS 421, 960 nucleotides. RefSeq names its product putative dimethyladenosine transferase (gene DIM1). The transcript has a single exon. Lineage: Eukaryota; Fungi; Ascomycota; Saccharomycetes; Saccharomycetales; Saccharomycetaceae. Gene Ontology annotation, biological process: rRNA methylation. Gene Ontology annotation, cellular component: mitochondrial matrix. Gene Ontology annotation, molecular function: rRNA (adenine-N6,N6-)-dimethyltransferase activity. The record is from RefSeq and is a predicted model, not a curated record. Bases 1 to 960 code for a protein of 319 amino acids.
AUGGCUAAAGCUGCAAAGAAGAAAUAUUCAGGUGCUCCCACCACUACUAAACAAGUAGCUGCUGAAAAGCAUUUAAGUUCAGUAUUCAAAUUCAAUACUGAUCUUGGUCAACAUAUCUUAAAGAAUCCAUUAGUUGCCCAGGGGAUUGUUGACAAAGCGCAAAUAAAACCAUCUGAUAUCGUCUUAGAAGUUGGUCCAGGUACAGGUAACUUAACAGUGAGAAUCCUAGAACAAGCGAGAAACGUCAUUGCUGUGGAAAUGGAUCCAAGAAUGGCUGCUGAGUUGACUAAGCGUGUUCAUGGUACACCAGGAGAAAAAAAAUUAGAAAUUAUGUUGGGAGAUUUUAUGAAAACUGAAUUACCUUAUUUCGAUAUUUGUAUAUCAAAUACUCCAUAUCAAAUUUCAUCUCCACUGGUAUUUAAAUUGAUCAAUCAACCAAGACCCCCAAGAGUCUCUAUACUGAUGUUCCAAAGAGAAUUUGCAAUGAGACUGUUGGCAAGACCUGGUGAUUCUUUAUAUUGUAGAUUGUCUGCAAAUGUACAAAUGUGGGCAAAUGUGACGCAUAUUAUGAAAGUUGGUAGAAAUAAUUUCCGACCACCACCACAAGUGGAAUCUAGUGUAGUAAGGAUUGAAAUUAAGAAUCCAAGACCUCAAGUGGAUUUUAAUGAAUGGGACGGUUUAUUGAGAAUUGUGUUCGUGAGGAAAAAUAGAAUGAUAUCGGCAGGUUUCAAAUCUUCUACGGUAUUGGAAAUAUUAGAAAAAAAUUAUAAAACUUAUCUAGCAAUGAAUAAUGAAAUGGUUGAUGAUACUAAGGGUUCUAUGACGGCCAUUGUCAAGGAAAAAAUCGAAACUGUCCUUAGGGAAACAGGAUUGGCUGAUAAGAGAGCAGGAAAAUGUGAUCAAAAUGAUUUCUUGAAAUUGUUAUAUGCUUUCCAUCAAGUGGGUAUUCAUUUCUCAUGA